UGGAAGCUUGCUCCAAGAGAAUCAUGGGAAAUAUGUUUUGCCUGCGAAACGGAGGGAGUUUCGAAUUAUUUUUCAUCUUUUGUCGCGUUUAAACACGCUAUUGUAACGCUGCGUUAGCUAUUAAAGUUACACGACGUCUUAACAAAGCAUGUGAAUCUAACAAAUAUCCAGUCAGGGUUUAUUUUGAAGACCAGCGCCUACAAUUAGCUAGGUGGCUCAUGCUAACAACCGCUAUGUCUGUUUGAGUGUUUUUAGGAGCGACAAAGUGACAGAACAAAGAAAUUAGAUGAGGAGUUUUGAGGGUGAAUGUAGUUCUGAAUUUUUCUCAUACAGGACACAGAGGUGGACAACACUGACGAAGUCUUCUAAAUGGCUCAGAUGAGGAUAACAAUGGUUGUUGUGAAGAGAGCCUUUCAUCCUCAGCAAGCAUAUUUUUGUUGCGUACUUCCUCCGGCAACUGGAGAUGAGCUGCCAUAGAGAGGAAUUCAAAGCGCAAUGAAUCCUUCCUGAGAGCAUCACUGAACACGAAUGUUGCCUCCCUGUCAACAUGGAGCUAAAGCUGGAGGUUGUUUUGUGCUCCAGCAUCAAACGGAAGAAGCCAUGGCCACGCUUCUGUUGGCUUGGACAGAAGAAGGAGUCUGUCUUCCUGUUGGAUGACAAAAGGAUCAGCGAGAUCAACAUGGUCAAUGGUCGCACCAAGAAGAAGACCCCGAAACUCCAUCCUUUGCUUAACAGUGUGGUGACAAUGGCUCCAUCUCAUAAUGGUUUGUGGUUCUGUGGACUUUUAGGAACGGGAGAGCUCUUUUUAUGGAACAGAGAUAAAGACUUGUUGAAGACGACUGUAGCUGUCCCUGAAGUUGCUCAGUUGAUUGCUUCUAUCCAAGGAAAUGCUGCUUGGCUGUCUGUCCAGGUAUCAGGAGACGGUAUGCGCGUCCUGGUGGUCUCCACAUUGGGGCAAUUUUUCCUAUGGGAGUGUUUGGAUGUCGGAGACUUGAUGGUGGUACCAGGAGACACCAUUAAGGGACGCUGGGCUCAAAUACAGCCACUUCACGAUACCGUUCUGCCCACCAUAAAAAACAAAGAAACAUCCCAGUGUGCCAUCUUUUUGAAGACACAGUCUAUGGGUGACACCUGCCUAUCAGCUUUUGUGUUCACGUGUGGGAAGAAGCUAAUCAUCACCUGCCUCAAAAUCCAGUGGGUGGAUGACCACAUGAACUUGGGUUCCAUGGCAUACAACAUACAAUGGGCCACCAAGACCUACUCCAUGUCGCAUCUUACCCCGACCUGCCAACCGGUGAAGUCCAGAGGGGCUCUGGUGGUUGACUUCUCUCCUGAUGGACAACUGCUAGCCAUCGUUUUGAACCAGCGGCAGCCUAAGGCAACACAGGUUCUAUUUGUGAGCACACAGAACUUUGUCUCCGUAUCAAGCAGCCUUGGUGGAUGUGGGUGUAAAUCUGAAGGGAUUCCUUCGAAAUACAUAAGGUCAUACUGGGUGGGCAGUCUAAGCUGGUCACAUGAUGGCCUUUUUCUGGCCUGUGUUCUGAAGAGAGGUGCCCUUCUCAUACUGGCUCGUCUUGGCGGGCUACUCUCUCUGACAAGCACUGGUUGUAAUGUUGACUUUGGACCUGCGCACUUCCUUCCCCUGCACCCGCUGGUCACUUACCGACCACAGGCCGAGACCGGAAGUGCAGAGGCCUGUCUUUCCAGCUCGAGCGUGUCAGCGCGAGACGUCAUGAGGCAGCGAUAUUCCGUGACCUGGCAUCCUCGCCUCUUGUACUGCAUUGUGUCUGAUGGCUACAUGGCCACGGUAUUGAGGGUCCUGAACAGGCCUUCUCCUGCAAUGUUGGUGAAAGCCGAGUUAGAUAACACCAGCAAGGACCUUCGGAAGGCCAGCCAGCUUCUAGAUACAUCACAGAGUCACGUGAAGAUGUGGUUGGAUUUGGUUGUAUCUUACCACAAUCUGGACCAUGGCUUUGAGGACUCCAAAUCAUUCACCGCAAGUGUGCCUCACACUGCCGAGUCUGUCCCUUCCGUAGACACACAAGAGUCCUCUUUGCCUCUUUUUCUACAGGACCAGGGGCUCUUCAGUGGCACAAAAGAGCUUCUUGAAAAAGUGCAGAACUUCUUUGAGGAUGAUUCCGAAGUAGACGGACCUCCUCCUGGCUCUCAGCCAGCGGAUGGAGGACGUCUGGAGUAUGCAUCCAUGUUUGAUACACUUCACGCGCUGGACCCUAAACUUGUGCCUAGCCCUGUUCCCGAGGAAGACUCUGAGGAUAUCACACAGCGCUUUCAACAUGAACUUGCGAAGAUCCAAAACGGACUUUUGACAGCUUGGGCUCUCUGCAUGUCUCUGGGAAACGCAGUGGAAAACAGAGCUCACCUGCUGAAGUACACAGUCUACCUGAUAGCACAACUUAGUGCUUUUCUCCACUUGAUCCCAAGCGCUGAUGUACACUCAGGAAAAAGUAGCUCAUUGGGCUCUUCUUGGCUCUUCCAGCUACUCAAAACACUUUUAUCAUUUCUUCCCUGGGACCACUCAAGCGCGCCUCACAGCCUGGGACUGGUAGUUGAGCUAAGCAAGCAGCUGGUACACUUGUUGCUGGGUUCUCAAGCUGAGGCCUGCCCAACAGGUCGGUCAGACAUUCUGAGAAGAGCUGUGCUUAUCCUAAAUCUGGUCUCUGAUUCCCUCGACCGGGCCUACAGCCUGCAGCAAAGAAGUGUGUGGGCUUCAGAAGAGAAGGACUCUCAAAUUGUAUCCUCAGAUGUCUACCAUGUGCCUUUACUACAGGAUGACAGGGAAGACAAAUGUAGAGUUGUACAUCAAGGUCUACCUGUACCCCAGAGACCAUCCAGCAGGCUGGUUGGAGUGUGGCAGUGGGUGUAUAAGGUCACCCGGCAAUACCAAGAGGAGGUGCAAGAUGGCAAUGGCUGUGAAGACGAACAGGAGCAGCUGUCUGUAAUCAUGUCUGAUAUUCAAACAGCUCUGCAAGCUACUGGAGAACAACUUGAGGAGGGUCCUGCGCUGCUGAAUUACACAGGUGAACAGCUAUUCCUGUGUGGCUUGUACCAAAACAGUGCAGAGACAUGGCGGACACAAAUUUGGGAACAAAGUGAAAAAAGUACCGCUUCUCAUCGUAGUGUCUUCCAGGAGACAAGGCUUUGUUUGGCUCUCCUCUACAGCCUGUUGGCCCAAUACCACCUGAGAGAAGCCAUGGAGUUGGGAGAACACAUGGCCCACUUGGUGCUGCACAGUGCUGGACAUUACAGUAGCGACGCAACUUGCACAAUGUACGACCCGCUUCUGCCGAUGAACCUCCACGACGACGCUGCCUACGCUGUGAUUUAUGCUCUGGCGAGAUUCAUGGCCUCUUAUUUCACUAAUCAGCCGCUCAAAAUCUUGCCACCGCACAAUGUGGCCAUCCUGCCACCGUUACAUCUACCUCAUGCCUCAAAUGUGGGACGUCUGGUGCCACUCAGCCAGGAGGAGGUAGCUCGAGCAGUUCGCCAGCAACACCUGUCAGAGAAGUGGACCGUGGACUAUGCCCUAGACAUGCUCCUUCUUGGGGGUCUCCUCCCAGAGACUGCAUGGCUGGCAUUCAAUCUUGGGGACUGGAAGACGGCGGCCUCCGUUAGCCUAGCUUACAAUAAUUUCUGCACUGACCACUUGGACUUCACGCGGAUGAACCGACAGGAGCUUCACCUACCAAAAGCUUUACUCCCUCAGAGUAUUUUUCAGGCAGAGUUGCAAUGUCUUCUUGACAAUAAUGCUCUCGAGCACACGGAUAUCACCGACAAGAGCUUUAUAGACCCUUUGGAAGGAGAAGACUUGGGAGUGUUACAGGUGUCCAUCCAGGAGAUCCUGAAGGCAUCUGUCAUGGCUGAUGUGAAUGUGUUGUCUUCACCCUUGACCUCCUUAUUGGACUCAGCCAAGGACUUGUGCUCAGGCCUUCCUGCAUUGGUGCACAGUGGACUGUAUUUGCCGUCACCACCUCUUUAUUGUCCUCAGCCUUCCCCCAACACACAGGAUCCAGUAGGGACGGUGGGGCAGCUUGCAGAGGUUACAACACGCCACAAAGUGUCUGGAGUUCUCCAAAGGAUGCUAUUACUCCUCAGGUCGGCUCAUUGUUGUCAUCCUGCUGCUCAGUGGUACAUUAAUCAUCUACGCCGUGCCAGGCAUCUACUCUUCAAAAUCAAGAAGCGGUACUGUUACCCAUCUGCUGUUGAAGAGGAAAAGGCUCUCCCAGAAGGCUUGAGGAAGUUUGUCAGCCAUGGGGGAUUCUUCAAACGGGUCCCGAACAACAAGAACCUGGACGUAGAUGCUAUUCAAACUAUUAUCUGUUUUAGGGAGCUGUGUGGUUUAUGCUGGAUGCUUCAUGUCAGGGACCAGCUUUCUAUUGCCUGUAGGAAGUAUCAGGCUGCCAGAAUGCAACAGGCCGAUUCAGAAAUCCUAUCAGCCUGUGUGGAUGCUGUUCUCUGGGCCCACCGUUAUUUGCCCUUUUCUCACUUCUUGAAUGCAGAGGAAAUCCUCCAGGACCUCAUGCUCAGCCUGGUGUCUGAACUGCCACCUCUUGCUCUGGUGGCAGACACGCUGGUGCUGGCCUUCCCAGAGAAGGAGGAGUCUGUCAGAGUCCCCCUGAGGGAAAAGUAUAAGUCACUGCUGCAGACGCUGAAGCAAUGCAGUGUCACUGAGGGGAACAAAGAGCAGGCCAGUGGCUCGAUGACGGUUCUGAUCCAAGACAAACUCAAGCAGAGGAGAAAGCACCUUGGGCGUAUGCACAGGCACCUGGCUCCUCUUGAGCUCCGACUGUGGGGGAAAGAGGAUGAAGAGGAAGAUGCGGGAUUCACACCCGGGACGUCCGUGCCGAGGCAGCCCUCACCUGCCAUGAGUGUGAGCGCUAGCACUUUAACCGAUGGCGAUACAGUGGAGCUUGAGGGUGUCUCUCCUACCACACAUGGUCAAUCCAAAACAAGGGUGGCAAAAGAUAACAAAAAAAGAACUGCUGUUCCAACGAAGAGGGGGCUUAAAGAGCAAAAUGUCAGUCACCAUGAUGCUGCGCUACCUUCCCUUCCUGUAGUUGGUACCUGGGAGUUUGAACUGGAGGACGACGAGUAUCUAAACUUCCUCGAGCUCUUCCUCAGCUACAUGCUGGAGAAGGACAGUGCAGAAGGCGGCGAAUCUCCCUUGCUGAAAUCCUUUUGUUCCACUCUGAGGGAGAGAGAACUGCAUUCGCUCACCUUUGAUGUACUCACGACGAUGCACCGGCGCCAAAGAGAGGGUGGGCAACAUCUGGCGGGGAAACACCGUAACAACGAUCUUCCUGUUUUCAGAGCUGGCUGCUGCCACAGGACAGUGAAACGGGGUACAACACCUGAGUCGCAAUCGACAACCAGCCCCUUUGACCUUGCUCUGUCUGGGAGGAAAACAGGUCUGUUUAGCCGACAGCAGAGCAGUACACCAUUACAGAGAGUCUCUGCUUCUGACUCAAACCAAAGUGCCUUGCAGCCAACAGAAUGUUGUUCAGUAUCUGUGGAAGCCAUUGUAGAAGUGCAACAGGUCUUGGAUCCUAAAUUAGAGGCUCAAUUCCCAGAGCUUGGCAGGCUGCUGGAGUGGAUGUUACGCUGGGCUGACAGGAGGGUUCUCCAGGGGCAUCCCGGCAAAAAGAAACCGCAGAGGAGAGAAGGAAUGUCCGAUGAAGGAAUAGUCAUUCGUGUCAAAGCUUCUGCGCCGGCUGUCCUCACCUCCCUCAGCCUGCUGGAGCGCAGAUUCACUCCUCUGCUUGAGCCCAACUGCUUCAUUGGUCGCAUCCAAGUCCCGGAAUCACAAUUGACUGCUGCCCCGGUGGUGCAACCUGAGGUGGACAUGAGGCUGGGGCGAGAGAGUAGUGUUGAUACUGGCUACCCUGGGUCGGCUAACACUCCCAUUGGUGCUCUUGAUCACAACCUACAGCAAGGUGAACCUUCCAUUGGUUCUCAUGCAGAUGAACCAGCAGAGAUGAUGUUUGAAAGGACGCCUCUUCCCGAUGACCCAGAUGAGCUCAAUUUCAGUGCUCCGAGGCCUGUCCCAGUACCGCAGCGACCGUGUUUUGAUGAUUUGGAUGUUACACCUGAAAAAGAAAGCAAAAGUGAUAAUGACCGCACUGAACUGUCAUCCUCGCUCUCUAAUACGAUCAUAUCUGAAAAUCUGUGCUCACCUCAAACAAGUUUAAAGGUAGCAGAUGCUUUUGAGACAUCCAGCUCCACAUCUCUCUGUAGUCAAGCAGGAAGCCAUCCGUCUACCCAAACAACAAGUGAUCCAUACCCCCAAAACACUCAUGCUAUGCAGCCUGAGGAAGAGCAUUACAUCAGGAGACCAGUAGACCACCCAUCAAGUUCUCAGCCUCAUACUUCCAUACCCUGUGCACCCGCUGUGGAUCCUAUUGGCCCUAACGAUCCAUCCUACAUUGAGGCAUCACCAAUGAGACAGCGUGUUGGUGAAGAUUUAUGCAGACUGGUCCAGCACAUCAACUACAUGAGCCUGAUGGAGGUUUUGGGAGCUUCUUUUUCCAACCUGCAGCUCGCCCAGCAGAAUUCUUCCUCUUUAGCUCAGUUCAGCACGAGCCCCUUGCAUCCUGUCGUGCCUUCAUCGUAUCUUGCCAAUGUCCCACCGCAACAAAACCUUGCCACCCCCCAAUCACAACAAAUAUAUGUGCCAAAUCCAGACUCUAACAACCCAGCCUCCAUGUAUGCACAGCAGCUUCCCAUACAGAGCAUUCAUAUUGAACCCUCUCCAUCAGAUGUUCAAUAUCACAACACCAGGAACCUACCCUACACUACACAUGGAAAUUAUCAGGGACUUCAAGCCCGUUCUGUGCAAGCAGAGUCGCCAAAAGUUGAAAUAAGGAAAAACAAGAUCCCAUCAACUCAAGGGCUUCUCAUCACCACUGAUACCAGUCACACGGCCCCUGUGGUUGCGCCCUCAAGUGGGAACGUUAAUAUUGACCCAUCCUCUCAAGCCUCAGGUCUAAAAUUACUUCAACUCCAGCAGACAUUUCAGCUGGAGCCUCAGGUGCCACAUGCUCCAAGCCAUACCACUGUAGAGCCAAGUAUUAGAGCUGCAUCAAGAAAGAGAGACAAGAAAAAAAGAGUUUGGUCUUCAACUACAAAAAGGCUUCUCCGAUUUAGCCACAGAGCAUCCCCCGAGUCCACCUCAAGGAAACAGACGUCCGAGGGAUCUGAGCAGACGGCUCAGACCCCUGCACCGACACAUGGCCUUCGUCUGCUGCACCUGCAGCCUGCUCCACAAGGACACAUCACAUUCCCCAGAAUACCAUCGCCGCCUCCCCUGUCCAGGACCUUUAUUGUCCCUGCUGUUCCACUGGGAGAAACUAAGCUCCAACUUCUACAUAUAAACCCUAAACCAAGAAUGAUGUCGACCCCAGCGCCUCGCUUGUCCCAAAAGACUCGCCUCAUCUCCUUGGAGGAGUUGACGGGCUUAGUGGCGGGGAGGCGCAACUCUGAGGAGGCUCGACUCCAGCUUCUCAGAGUGAACGACCCCACUGAGACAAGCAGAGGGGCUACACCCACCUUGGAUUCCAGCAAGAGGCAGAAGAGGAGAGAGAGGACACUAAGGGCAAGUAAAGCAACUGAGUCUAUCAUUAUUACACAAGAGCCAAAAGAGGAGCCACUUGUUGCAGAGGAAAAGACCCCUGCAAGAGUUGCUACCAUUCACCUUGGAUCUUUCAGCUCAGGCUCUAUCAACCCUAUGCCCACUGGUCGGAUAUUAUUGGACAGGGCAAGGUCUACUUCAGCCGAGCUUCAUGCCUUCGCAUCCACAUGUAAAAGACCCCCUGAGUGCCUCGAUGCGUUCACCAACACAGAGCCAAAGGGUUCCCCCAUGCUUGUAGAUAAAGCUGUGUCCACCCAAGCAUCUGUAGCAGCCACCACUUCUGAAACACAAAAUUCAGAGAAAGGACAGCUGCGUAGAGAGCGCCCUCCUCGAGAAACACAUGACAGCCUACCAUCACAAGAGAAAAUUAAUUUGGAUCAGGUCAGCCGCAACUUCCUGAGCGUCUUGGAUAUCGAGGAGGGAACACAGCAUCAGGAUUUGCCACCUCUUAGCUUAGGAAGGCAGCAAAGGAAAGAUGCUUCUGCCUCCAUCCCUCCCGUACUCACCCCCGCUCAGCUUCAUUUACUUGCAUCUUCCAUCGUUAAUGGCACUCAUCCUGCUGCUCCAGAUCCACACCAGUCAGGCAGAAUUCCAGAACAAACCAGGAGACCCGUCACACAGUCAGGUCGCACUGAGGACUCUGCUUCUGUCAGCUUCACUGAGCCCGACAGAGUCACUCCACAUUACACUGAGGAUUCACCUGACCCUGAGCUCUAUAAAGCCAUUAACACACCACUACCAGAUAGACCUCGCAGUCCACUGUUAAAAAAUCCUACAGUCUGGUUCUCAUCCCGCCUGUCCGAGUUGGAUUCACAGCUCGCUGCUCUCCAGAACAUUGCUGACUGCUUGGAGAAUGACCUUCCUGAGUCUACAAUUGCAAAUGAGUUGAAGAAGCCCGAGCACGUCUCAGCAGUCUCAGCUCCAAAGCCUGCGAUGGCAGCUAGAAAAACAGUUAGACUGUCUCUCCCUGCGGAAGAGCACAAAACAGACCUGGAACUGACGCAAAACAGUCAAAGAAAGAAUGCCUUUGCAAGCAAAGCUAUACAGCCACCUCAGGCUUUACCACAACCUGACAUCUGGAAUGUGGAAGAAGAGGAUCAGGAAGAAGACCAUGAUGUGCUUCACUAUAACUCCUCCAUCCCAGACGGAAAGACACUGUUUCUGCAUCCACCAUCCUCUUCUCAGCUUGGUCACGGCCCCCCCUCCUCUCACCACAACUCCCCUCCAAAGCUUAAGAAUCUCUCACUAGGCACAUUGGAAACAUUUGACGAGACAGCUGAUGGGAGUCUGGACCAGAUGGGGUUGUCUGAUACCAUGGAAAUCUUAGAAGGCUUAGUAAGGGAAGGUUAUUUAUCUCAGACUGACCUGGAAAUGUCAUUUUUGGACACGGCUGCACUUGACACCAGCAGAAAGGAGCAGCGGGAGCAGCAGAGUUGGCAGAUAUCACCGAAACGUGCUCUCGCGGAGGACGACAGGAGGGAGCUGAGAAUGUGGAUGAGGCGGAAGCAGAGGGAGCGAGUGUCUGUUUAUCAGAAACAGAGAGCGAGCCUGCGAGAGAGAGAGCGCAAACCUUUUACGGCAUCGAGAACAUUGAAAUCUCCCAGCCAUGUGACCAGUUGGGGGAACAAAGAGGAAAAGCAAAAGACAAUGCUCUUGAAACAAUUCAACCAGAGGAUCCGUGAGGCCACUUCUUUGGCUGAUCAACUUCACAGCAACCCAUUCACACCGUCUAGUACCUUUGUGAUUGAUGCGAGUCCGAUGCCCGCCCCUGCCAUCACUGUCCGGUCCGCCUCUGCACCACCAGGCACUAGUAAUCGCAGCCAUGAGAAAAAAAGUCUGAAGCAUUCUUCAGGACAAACACGUGCCCAGCAUCGGCCUUGGACUGCUGAUGUGCCAGGACAACCUUCUGAAGACAACAGGCUGCCAAGACCAGGGACCUCUCUGUCGAGGGAACAUCCAAUCUCCUCAGAAGGCUUGCUGACCUCCAUAGGGAGCCAUGAGGAGCAGCAUUUCAGAAAUCUCAGGCCGCAAAGAAAGGUAGCAGACUUUGAGGAGAAAAGUGCAGCAAAUCUUAGAGGCCCCUCUUCAGAUAUCUUCAAGUUGCUUGGCCUAGACAAGACAAAAGCAGAGUUACUGACAGGACUUUCAGACCAGCAGGAUGAUGGUGCCAGAGCUGGCGCGUCAGGUAUGGACUGGCUGAACAAAGUGACAGAGAAUGGUGGCAGCAGCCUCAGCGAGAUCGACUGGGCGGCCAUCGAGAAGAUGGCAGCUGCAGGGGAGCCCUGACCUUCUGCUGCAUCAUGCAGCAAAAUCAACACCAGAGUUACAGAUAACUGAUGUGCCUUUUCAAUAUAUACACUUACAGUAGAAGUAAUAAUGUUGAUGAUUUAUGUCCAUUGAUUAGAAUUAGGUUGAUAAAUAAAUACCUGUAUACCUAUGACAAAUAAUGUAAUUGUAACAUUGUAUCAUAGUACUGUAUAUUCAUUACAUUGACAUCUGCAAUUAUAGUUACACUUUUUAUUUUAUUUUUUUUAUGUACCAUGUUUUCUAGUUUGUCGAUUUUGCACAGACUUUACUAUCACAAUUAAAUAUUUCCCUGUUUAAUGUCUUUAUAUAAUGUUCUUAAU
Molecule: messenger RNA, 10272 nt
Organism: Dunckerocampus dactyliophorus (ringed pipefish)
Lineage: Eukaryota; Metazoa; Chordata; Actinopteri; Syngnathiformes; Syngnathidae
Gene: cplane1
Product: ciliogenesis and planar polarity effector 1
Exons: 50
Coding region: 548-9931 (3127 amino acids)
Biological process (GO): cilium assembly
Cellular component (GO): ciliary transition zone
Molecular function (GO): protein binding
Source: RefSeq, a predicted model, not a curated record